AAACGAGCUUAUUCAUCUUAACAAUCUCAUUUCUCUCAACCUUGGGAGGAAUCAAUUAGAAGGCUUCUUGGAAGGAAUUUGGAAUUGGAGUUCCCUUGCAUCUUUGGAUCUAUCAAUGAAUCACUUCGCUACCUUCCUCCCAAGCCAAUUAUCCACUUUAACUGCCCUAAUUUCACUUGAUCUUCACGGCAAUCACUUUCGAGGUUCUAUCCCAAGCUCUAUUGCCAGCAUUUCCAACCUUCAACAUCUUGAUCUGUCUUAUAACAACCUUAGCUCCUCUUUACCAAGUGAAGUAUUCACAUUGAAGGACUUGAUUUCACUUGAUACAAGCAAUAAUCACUUAAAUGGUCCAAUUCCAAGCACAGUUGGCAACUGUACCCAGCUAAAAUACCUUUUGCUAAAUAGUAAUGCUCUAUCUGGUUCAAUUCCACCAAGUUUAGGAAGAUGUACCCAGCUCAAAGAACUUUCGCUAAGUGAUAAUGCUCUAUCUGGUUCAAUUCCACCAAGUUUAGGAAGAUGUACCCAGCUCAAAGAAUUUUCGCUAAGUGAUAAUGCUCUAUCUGGUUCAAUUCCACCAAGUUUAGGAAGAUGUACCCAGCUCAAAGAACUUUCGCUACGUAAUAAUUCUCUAUCUGGUUCAAUUCCAUCAAAUUUAGGAAAACUGUCAUCCUUGGAGUUCUGGGAUGUAUCUCACAACAAACUCACUGGAACUCUUCCUGAAAGUCUUGGGCAGCUUUCCAAACUUGAAGAGCUUCGUAUUUACGACAAUUUAAUGGAAGGCAUUGUGAGUGAGAGUCACUUAGACAAUCUGACAGCUUUAAGGUAUUUUUAUGCAUCUGAAAACUCUUUGACCUUAAAAGUAAGUGCAAGUUGGACUCCUCGUGCCCAAUUUGAAACACUUGCGUUGAGUUCGUGGAAGCUGGGUCCCCAAUUUCUUACAUGGAUCCGAUCACAAAAAUUCCUUCAGUAUUUGAACUUGUCAUUCACGGGAAUUUUAGAUACCAUUCCACCUUGGUUUUUCAACUCAUCAUUGGAUACCGUAGACCUUUCUCACAAUCAAAUCCACGGAGGCAUCUCUCACGUUUUGUGUGAAGUGAAGAAUGAAAAUCAUGAUCUUUUGUAUCUGGAUCUUCGGGAGAAUUCUCUAUCAGGAGAAAUUCCUGACUGUUGGAUGAAUUACCCAGGCUUGUUUCACAUCAACCUCAACAGCAAUAACUUCACCGGAAGCAUUCCAAGGUCAUUGUUUCAUUUGGAAGGUCUGGACCAUUUAGGCUUGGGUAACAACAGUCUCACUGGUCCGAUAACCUUUGACUUUGUAAAUCAUGAAUAAAUAUGUGGAGGCAUUUGAUGUUUGAUCCUAUGGGUAAAAAUAAGAUAGACAUCAAAAGUGACUUUGUGGGCUGUUGGCUAUGUAGAAAAUGUUGUAAUUUUUAACCGUAAUGGAUGAUGCACCAGUGUUUUGAA
Molecule: messenger RNA, 1464 nt
Organism: Coffea eugenioides
Lineage: Eukaryota; Viridiplantae; Streptophyta; Magnoliopsida; Gentianales; Rubiaceae
Product: receptor-like protein kinase
Exons: 2
Coding region: 116-1330 (404 amino acids)
Molecular function (GO): protein binding
Source: RefSeq, a predicted model, not a curated record